UCCGGGAGCGGGAGAAGCCUCUUGCGUGCGACGAAGUUAAGGCUCCCGCCAGUUCUUGGACAAAGCUCACACAGUAAACACAUCUCACAUUGUCAAAACGUCCGACUAUUAAUUUAAACGUUUCAAUCCCCCCCUCUCUCUCCCCACCCCUUCCUCAAUGAAAGAAUAAGUGAACCCAUCGAUAAAUUGACGAGUGACGAGUUACAUCAGUGAUCUAUCAAUUGUUUUCAUCAUAAAAUUCAAAAACAUAACCUAGAAAUUGGGGAAAAAUAUUGCUCCGGUGAUAUGGAUUUUUCGGUGAUUUUUUUGUGACGAAUAUACGAGACUUUUUUUUCGACGGUGUGGAGGGUUCAUCGGUGAAUUGAAUUCUGGUGAUUGUCUUUUGUUUUUUUCGGUGUGUUUUGGGGGGAGAGGAGGGGGAGUGGAUGCGGCCUACUGACCUGACCUUGGAGCAGACAGACUUGAGACCUGAAUGGAUACCCGAUUACCUAAAGUAAACGAAAACCCCUGGAGUUGAGAAUCGAUCAGUCGAGUGUCUAUAUACGCGAAAUAACGGAAACGCUCCAAUCGAAUCGAGAAAAAAUGUGAAGGAAGCUCAAGUGAUCAGAUGCCCAACAAGGCGCGGCCUCGUCGUGAGUGGUCUCCAAAAUCCCCCAUAGAUGUUUUGUGGAUGCCCCGCUCCGCCAUGAGGCCGGCCGAGGGCGACACGUCGGACUGCAUUUUGGUUGUCGGUGUGUCACGUCCUAAAAUGGCUGCUGCAUUUCUAUCAGUUGCCCUAGUAUCACUCUUCCUGACAUUUCACAUACUCUAUGACAGUGCAAUCUACAGUAUCCAUGCAGCAUCUGUUAUAGAAAGUAUGGAUGAUGUUGGUAAUGAGCUUGAUAAUCAUCAGCAUCAACAAUUACCAACGAUUGUUAUAACAAACAAAGUACAUUUUUCACGUACAAAUCGCCAUUUACCACAAGCUAUUAUCGUUGGUGUACGUAAAUGUGGUACACGAGCACUUCUAGAGAUGCUGUUCCUCCAUCCGCAGAUACAAAAAGCAGCUGGUGAAGUGCAUUUCUUUGAUCGUGAUGAUAAUUAUGAGAAAGGGCUUGAGUGGUACAGGAAAAAAAUGCCGUACUCUUUCAAAGGACAGCUAACCAUCGAGAAGAGCCCGAGUUACUUCGUUACACCAGAGGUACCGGAGCGUAUUCGUGCGAUGAAUUCAAGUGUCAAACUACUGCUGAUCGUACGUGAACCAGUGACACGUGCGAUAUCAGACUAUACCCAGCUGCGUACACACGCUGCGGCAGCAGCAUCAACAGCAACAACGACAGUUGAGGGUAGUCAAAAGCCACCAUCACAACCGCAACGUAGUUUCGAGGAACUUGUCAUACGUCCUGAUGGCACUAUCAAUGAGUCAUAUCGUCCAAUAGCAAUAUCACUUUAUCAUAAUUACAUGCAUCGAUGGUUAGAAGUAUUUUCACGCGAGCAAAUACUUGUUGUUAAUGGUGAUCAGUUGAUUGAGGAUCCUGUACCGCAGCUACGUAGAAUUGAGAAUUUUCUCGGUAUUGAGCCAAAAAUUGGUAGGCACAAUUUUUAUUUCAAUCAUACCAAGGGUUUCUACUGUCUGAGAAAUGAAACAUCAGAAAAGUGUCUCAGAGAGAGCAAAGGCAGGAGACAUCCGCGUGUUAGUCCAAUUGUUGUUACCAAAUUGAGAAAAUUCUUCAAUGAGCAUAAUCAGAGGUUCUAUGAGCUAGUUGGUGAGGAUCUUGGGUGGCCAGAGGAGUAGAGUUAUGAUUGAGAGAUGGAGGCUGGUGGAUCACAUUGGUCCUUGACUCGAUAGCAACUGAUACAUAUCAUAGGGUUAAUAGUUGGAUAUUAAGAGAUUUAAUAUUUUUAUAAAGUCCACAUUGGAAGUUGUUAUAUAUCGUUGAUUGAUGUUUUCUUCUUUUGAAUCGUGUGACUGAGAGAAAGGUUGAGCAUUUUAUUGGCGCAUUUCGUUGACUUUUUUUUUUCUCAUCAUCAUCAUUUAUUUCUCAUUUAGCCAGUCAAUUCAUUAUUGGGUAGUUUCACCGUAAUGGGCCAUUGACACCAAUUCGUGCUCGUCGGGAGUAAAGAGCUCAUCGAUUGUGUGUCAACUGGCUAGUGAGGGUGAAAUUCUCGUUGACCACUGCUCGUCAAACAUCUUCCGUGUCUAACUAUCGAUGGGCACUGCCCACCGUUUGAUAGAUACGUGUCGACAAAUUCUGUACACAAAGGAGUGAGCUUGACGCCUCUGUUACUGACUACACUAGGGGGUUUGCAAACAAACUCUGGUGUGUUGAAGGAUUUCAUUUGUCACGUGAUCAAAGAUUUACGUUGCUUUAUUUAUCAUACUUGACAAGUAACACCUUCAACAAAGGCGCGGUAUCGUUAAUUACUUCUAACCUUGAAAAGUCGUCAAAGCCAAUCCAAGGCAAUAUUUUCUGAUAAACCAAUCGUUUCUGAUGCUAUUACAAGUCAAGAUCUUAGCUAUUCAUAUUUUUCAAAAAUGUCUUUCACAUUCAAAUGCGUCAAUUGAAUGCAUAUACUCUUCAUGAAUGAAUUUUCGAUGAUAUUCUGUAUCCAAAAUGUUAACCUCGAAGGGGUUUCACUCAACAAAUGAAUUAACGAGAAACCCCUGGGCUGAAUCCGUAACAAUUUCCCAAAAUUUACAUGUAUACUUGAACCCUUCAGAGACAGACUUGAAUAUAUACUGUUAUUUCAACGUUACUAACGCCGUUGUAAUCUCACGAAUCGUAUCCGGGGGGGUAAGUCUGUAUUUGAUCUUGGGCUGUGGGAUUUAGUUAUCCAGUGCUCGGGUAUCUUGUCAAACGCUGAUCGUUUCUCAUCUAUUAUACAUUCCACCAAGACCUUGUCCAUUAAUUAAAGGUGCAUCAUCAAUAUUUUUUUCACCCCCACGGAAUUAGGUCGAUAAAAAAUGAAUGAGCCAAUCUCGACUGGGCCAUCCAUCAUGGCUGCUCUAGGCGUUUCACCCUCAUCAAGUUGAUUUCAACCCUCUGACUCCCAUUCGGAAUUUUUACCUCUCUUUUCUCUAAUCCCAUGAACACGCCGAUGCACUCUCGGCUUUUAUCCCCUGUACCUGUUAUAGUGAAACCACUCGGCACUUUGGUAAACUGUAGAUGUGUGAACAUGUGGUUACCCCACAUCAGUCUGAAGUGCUCCUCGAUAUUAUUAUUUAAUUAGUUUAGGUGUAGAUUGAGGGAUUAAAAUCUUUUUGUCUCGGUGUUAGACUCGAUGAGGGUUUCAUUAUCUCGUCAAUUCGCCCGGAUAAUCAAUAGUUUGAUAUAUAACCGUAGGCUGGUGAUAUACUAUAUAUAAAUCACCUCGGGAUACACCGGAAAUCCCUCUCUCUCUUCAAUUUAAUUCAUUAUCUUUCCAUAAUCAGGUUGAAUUGAGUUGGUCAUUAAUCACUGGGCUAAAAAUUAUGAUGAUCGGUAAUGUGACAGAGCAUCCGGAAUUAUUCCAGAUUGAGAAUACCCCGGGUAUAUCCUAUAUUUCAUUCAACUCAUUUCGAUAUCUAUGAUAUACUGUUGGGUGCCCCCUUGAGCUUUUGACGUUCAUCACUUGUGCCACAAUUCACCUAUCCCUCUUUCUCCAACACACAUGACCCACCAGAGUCACAAUUCAACUCGACAUAGGACCAAAGUUAUUUCUCGGGACUAUGACGAACUGUUUGGACAUUGUAAUAUCGAUUUUUACGUCGACGCUUGUUAACAGUGACGAAUUUAUCUUGUCGCGUAUCGCUUGUCUUCUUUCAUAUCUCGAGGCAGGGGCUGAUAUGUAUUAAUUUGGAAAUGUCAAAGCUCGUAUUUUAUUGAUUUUGGACAAUUUAUUUCCGGUGACGAGAUUAGAUCAAUUAGUCAGGCAAAUUGGGGGUGGAAUUGUGCUUCACUCGUUAGAGAAGAUCGAUUGAUUUUUGACCGAGUAUUUUUACCUCUUUGGACCUUUUUAUUUGGUUCAUUCGGAUUCAUUAAUUCUAUCUAAUCUAGAGCAUUAAAAUUUAAUGUUAAAGAAGAAAAAGGGGAUUGUACAAACGACCUGCUAGCAUCUACCUGGCAUACUAUCGCAUCAUAGCCCAUUCUUCUUCGUUUCUUUUGUAUAUAUCUUUUGCCUCCCUUCUUGGUGGUGUUCACCUCGCGUGCAUCUUCGCCUCUUCGCCACACUUCUCUUUUUUCACCCUCCUUCCCCAACCGCCCUCCCACCAUCCCCCUUUUCACUGUCUUUUUUAUUUCCAUCUCUUUUUAUUUCCAUUAUUCUUGGAUGGUUGUUUUUUUCUUAUUUCUAUUCUUUGCGCUUCAACCGAGGCAACCUCCUUUUCUUUAUCCAACACUGCCAGCGAAGCGUCUUGCAAAACUAUGGCAAUAUCUCUACCUUCUGGCCUCGUAUUUAUAUACACACCCAGACAAAUUACAUAAUCUUAAAGUCCAGGAAAGUACCGUUAAUACUGGGGGAUAGGACGAUGAUGAAAAAAAAAAAUCCUGGGAAUUUAUUUUACAUUUACCUCCACCGCUUGGUAAUCCCAUUUUUUCAAUUUUCUUUUCAUUAACGCUUUUUAUUUUUAUUCUCGGAGAUGUGGGUGUGAAAAUAUACGAGAAAUCUUCAACAGCAAUCAUCUCCAAUAUUCAAAAUGCCUGAAAAUUCGGUAGCACCGGAGAUUUUACAUGUUCACAUGUUCAUUUUGGGGGAAAAUCGAGUAAAUUUCAUGUUUUCGUGACAUUUUAUCACUUCAUCGAUCAAAUCAAUGAUCUUCAAAAUUUUUGAUCUUUACUCAAUGAUUGACACCAUUCACCUCCUAAAAAUUGACAUCCCCUAGUUCGGUCAAAAUUUUCCAACAACCGAGACGCCUCCGGGCGCCAUAAUUCCUCCCCCAUCAUGAUUCAUAAAUCAAAUUGCGUGUAGCCUCAGCACCAAAUAAAACACGGAAACCCCUUCGAUGCAUUCAACCCGCGCAUAAAGCAGAAUAAAUCAUCGAAAAAGUGAAACAAAAAAUGAAUGAAUGAUUGGAAUGCUAACGACAAAACAAAGUGUAAACGAAUACAGAAAACGUGGUAUCAAAAAUUGGUAAAAAUCAAGGGAUUGGGGUGAAAAAUCAUAUCACAAAGUGGAAUAUUUAUUUCCCUUGUUUUGUGCUGCUGAUAUUUUUACAUUUCAGUCUUGAACAUUCUUGUACGGGUGAAAAUAAAAAAAAAAACGGGUGGGAUGGAGAGGAAUAAAAUCACCAAAGAAAACCCAGAGGGUUGAAGUUUCCUCGGAACAACUCAGAGGUAGAAGAAAGAAAAAUAGGGGGUUGGAAAGGGGUGAAAAUAGGGGGGUUCUACCUGUAUGUAUACAGUGUCUGUUCUGGUGUCCCACGAGAACACCAACUGAUUUAUUUAGCGUGCGAUGCCGCCGGCGACAAUCACGAGUCCGGAGAGGGUGAAAAGAGUGAAAUUUCUUGACUCUUAGGUUUUUUUUCGUUUUUCUCCCCCUUUUUUUUACCCUGUGGAAAGGAUGAG
Fopius arisanus is the source of this 5522-nucleotide messenger RNA. RefSeq names its product Heparan sulfate 3-O sulfotransferase-A (gene Hs3st-A). The record is from RefSeq and is a predicted model, not a curated record. The transcript has 5 exons. Lineage: Eukaryota; Metazoa; Arthropoda; Insecta; Hymenoptera; Braconidae. Gene Ontology annotation, molecular function: [heparan sulfate]-glucosamine 3-sulfotransferase activity. Bases 608 to 1774 code for a protein of 388 amino acids.